AGGGAGUGAGCAAGCCAUAGGGACCAGGGUGACAGGGGAAGCGGGAGAAUGCGAGAUAAAAAUGCUUUCGUUCUAAACUCGAGAAGGAGGUGAGAAGGUGGAAAUGAUCAAAACGAUUGAAGCAGGAAUGUAAGGAGAAAUCGCAUGCCGCAGAGACAGGCAGGGAAGAAGGAAAAGCAGUUUCCCAAAAGACCCUGGGUCUCUCCCCUCCUAGGGCCCGGGAGCCCGCGGGCAGCACAGGGCUUUGGGUGGGAACUCGGAGUUGCUCUUCUGCGCAGAGCUCUGCGCGCUGAUCUCCCGCCACAGCCAGCACUGCCGCGCUCGCCAGGUCUGGCCUGACCUCUCCUCCGUAGGAUCGACAGACCGAUGAACGGAUGAUCCCUUUCUCCCUCCCUCUGCCACGCACGGCCUCGUCCAGCGCAGUGGCCGCUGUCCCUGUGGGCUGCGCAGCCCCGCUGCAGCGUGGAAAAGCGCUCCCCCUCCUCUGCCCAACUCCAUCUUCUUUUCCAUCCCCGGUCUCCCUCCCGCUCCAGCUCGCCCCACUGGGCAUCUGGCCCUCCUCCCCUCCGCAUCGCGGGCUGCGAUCUGGCCAGAAGUAAAGGACCGAGAAAGGCGCCACAGAGGCAGGCCGGGAAGCCACCUGGUUACUAGGUAGCUGCCGGUAGGCCCCAGCCGGCCAGGUACACCUACCCCGAGGCAGAGCGAUCGGAGGAGGAGCCCAGGCAGCGGCAGCAGCAUUAGCGGCAGAGAAAGAGGAGGAGGAAGGGGGGGGAGGGGUGAGAUGCAGCAGGACCUCCGCCUCCGCCGCGGCUGCUACGCCAGGGGGAAGGAAGUGCAUCCAUCCUCCCCGGGCUUCAGCUUCUCGGAAAGGAGCAGGGUCACUGAUUGAUGACCCGUUAGGGGAAGGGGAGACGGGAAUUCCCAUCCUCCUCCUCUCAGACUGAGGGGUACCCCAGAGAGAAAUCACCCAGGUGAAGUGCACCCGCCACUGUCCCGGACAUACAGGUUGCAUUCGCCUGCAUAAUAAUACUGUACUACUUUGUGGCUAAAGCUCUGUUCUUCUGAAGAACCUGAGGUGUGCUUUGCAAACAAGUUAGCAUUGUAGAAGUCUUCAAAUCAUGGAAUCAAUAUCGAUGAUGGGCAGCCCCAAGAGUCUUAAUGAAACAUUUUUACCCAAUGGCAUAAAUGGUAUCAAAGAUGCAAGUAAGGUUACCAUAGGCAUAAUUGGAAGUGGAGAUUUUGCCAAAUCUCUGACUAUUCGACUUAUCAGAUGUGGGUAUCACGUGGUGAUCGGAAGCAGAAACCCAAAAUUUGCUUCAGAAUUCUUUCCACAUGUGGUUGAUGUCACCCAUCAUGAAGAUGCCCUCACAAAAACCAAUAUAAUUUUUAUUGCAAUACAUAGGGAACAUUAUACCUCUUUGUGGGACCUCCGACAUCUUCUAGUUGGAAAAAUCCUGAUUGAUGUCAGCAAUAACAUGAGGGUAAACCAGUACCCAGAGUCCAACGCAGAAUAUUUGGCUUCGUUGUUCCCAGAUUCCUUCAUCGUGAAAGGAUUUAACGUGGUCUCAGCUUGGGCACUCCAGUUAGGACCCAAGGACGCCAGCAGGCAGGUCUAUCUAUGUAGCAACAAUAUUCAAGCUCGACAUCAAGUUAUUGAACUUGCUCGUCAACUGAACUUCAUCCCUAUUGACUUGGGAUCAUUAUCAUCAGCCAGGGAGAUUGAGAAUUUACCCUUGCGACUGUUCACCUUGUGGAGAGGGCCAGUAGUUGUAGCAAUAAGCCUGGCUACUUUUUUCUUUCUUUACUCUUUUGUCAGAGAUGUGAUACAUCCUUAUGCAAGAAACCAGCAGAGUGACUUUUACAAGAUUCCUAUUGAAAUCGUGAACAAGACAUUACCCAUUGUUGCCAUCACUUUGCUCUCUCUGGUCUACCUAGCAGGUCUUUUGGCUGCUGCUUAUCAGCUUUAUUAUGGCACCAAAUAUAGACGAUUUCCUCCCUGGCUAGAGACUUGGUUACAAUGUAGAAAACAGCUUGGAUUACUAAGCUUUUUCUUUGCUACAGUCCAUGUUGCCUACAGCCUUUGCUUACCAAUGAGAAGAUCAGAGCGAUACUUAUUUCUCAACAUGGCUUAUCAGCAGGUUCAUGCAAAUAUUGAAAACUCUUGGAAUGAAGAGGAAGUGUGGAGAAUUGAAAUGUAUAUCUCUUUUGGAAUAAUGAGCCUUGGCUUACUUUCCUUAUUAGCAGUAACUUCUAUCCCUUCAGUGAGCAAUGCCUUAAACUGGAGAGAGUUCAGCUUUAUCCAGUCUACACUUGGAUACGUGGCUCUGCUCAUAAGUACUUUCCAUGUUCUAAUAUAUGGAUGGAAAAGAGCUUUUGAAGAAGAGUACUACAGGUUUUAUACACCACCAAACUUUGUCCUUGCUCUCGUUUUGCCCUCUAUUGUCAUUCUGGGGAAAAUCAUUUUACUCUUUCCAUGUAUAAGCAGGAAACUGAAAAGAAUUAAAAAGGGUUGGGAGAAGAGCCAGUUUCUGGAAGUAGCCAGUGGAAUAAUUCCACACCUUUCACCUGAAAGGGUUACAGUAAUGUGAUGCUAAAUAGUAUGAAAUGGUAUCAUAUGAAAUUAUACUUGAGUUAUCAUUAUAAACUCUAUUUUCAGAAGUUUAUCUAACUGGACUGCAAAACUUGCUUAUGGGGCUGGUGUAUCCUUUGUUAGUAAAAGUGAGUAGUUAUAUCAUUAACUUGGUGUAAUAGUACUUUUGAGAUGUAGUCAAGAAAGUCAAAACCCAAAUUGAUAUUGGGUUUUUUUUCCUUAAAAAUAAUUUUCCCAAGGUCAUAUUAGCCAAUUUGCAAUUUUUUAGGGACCCAAUCAUAUUUGUUGGAAUUUUAAUUGCUCUUUUGCACGGCCUUAAUCACUAUUGCCAUCACUUUGUCAAAGCUCUAUUUUGUAAUCAAGGUAUAUGCUAUUUCUGUUUAGUAACACCAACAUAUAAUCAAUGUUUUAAAAAAUCUUUUUCCAAGCAAUUCACAUAAAAAAUUAACAUAGCUCAUUAUACAUGUACAUUACAUUUGUGACCUUUAAAAGAAAUUGUUCAUUAUAAAACUUUUGUGGUAAGUUUUAAACUACAUAAAGUUAAAAAAAAAACUUGAUUGAUUAAAAAAUGUUGCAUAGGAAACUGGGCACACACAGUUAGAUGGUCACUAUCCUCUACUGCUUACCUGUCUCACAAUAUCAACAUACAUAUGGGGACACAGUAAUUCCUUUCUAAAAGAAAAAUGAAACAAGUAAUUACAUUAGAACAUAUAUUAAGGAUGUGGAUUUGUAUUCUGUUUAGAUGUGGUUUUAAGUACCAAAAUCAUGUAAUAUACUAAAAAUGUUCAUCUCAUGAUUAUAUUCCUUCAGUCCACAAUAUAGCAAUUACUUUGGUAUAUUAUAGACUAGACAGAGGUCUCUGCAAUAUUCUACCUCCAUAACUGAGCAUCUUAACAAAGCCAAGAUGAGCUUGUAGGCAAGCCCCCUGACCCCUGUUUUCAGGCUAACAUGUGGGAUUUGACUUAAGAUAAAAUAAAUGGUAAUGUGCCACAUAAAGUUGCCUUGUUUUAAAAAUCCAUUACCUCCAUCCACAUAAAGACCCUUUUUCUUCUCACCUCAGCUCCAAGGGAUGUAAUAGUUACAAAGACCUAGAGGCCAAUUCUACAAUAGCUUUGGGGGUGGCCUUUCUCCUUUGUAUAUUUUUGAAUGAGGGGGAAACAGGAAGAUCCUAAUGAACCUGGGAACUGUCUGGUAGCCAGCCAUGAUGGAAAUUUUUUUUUGUUAAUUGGUGGAGAAAGUCUGCCUGACAAGGAGAGACUUAAGACAUGGAAGCUUGAACAACACAUGGUAACUUGCCCUCAUUCCUCCCCACCCUCCAAUCUAAUUAAGGUCAGCCUUUGGACCAAGGGCAGGCUGAACAACUCCCUACACACUAAUAAUCUCUUCCAAAAGGCAAGAAAAAAGCUCAUGCUGUAUCAUUUCUCCUUUAUUCAGGCCUUUUAAAAUCAUUGCAAAGACUUCCGGCCCCGGCAUUCAUCUGUGAAGUUUACAUACAUGUAAAAUAUGUUUAAAUAAUUUGGCUUUAUAAACUCUGUUUCCAUAAAUUAUUUCAUAACAUUUUUCAGUAUCGACCUUCUACUGAAUUUAAUAUUUGAUUAGUAUCUUAUUUUGUACAUUUUCUCUAUUUCGGUUGAAAAGGAAAAUUACUGCUCAUAGAUCCUCUGUGGAUUUUCAGAGCAAGAUCCUAUAAUUACUCACCAAGGAAUUCUUAUUCAGUAUGAGCUUCAUUAAAAAAAAAAAAGGAGGCUUUUCCCCUUUAGGAUAACACUCUUCCUUAUAGCGCUUCCCCUACUCCUGCUUAUAUGCAUAUUUGGUAAAUUAUUAGUGUAUUAUCUUUUCUUCCUUCAUCAAUUUUUAUCCUACCCUAUUAUAAUGUGCGAUCCCACAAAUCAGAGGCUGGAUCCCUUAGUUUAAUGCUUUGAACAUAAUAAUUGGCUUAUUUUAAAUGCCUUUUCAUUCAUUCAUUCAUUUAUUCAUUUAUUCAUUCAUCCAUCCACCCAUCACAUUCAUCCAUCCAUCCCCAGUGAGUUUCAAUGUUUUCUAAUGGAUGUUCAUUUUAGUAAUUUAUUACCUCACAGAAAUUUAGUUGUGUAAAAAAUCCUGAAGGCAAAUAUUUAAGAAUUACUUUAGAAUAAUAAAAUUUUGAAAUGAUUGCACUUGUUUAUUGCAUAUGCUAUGCCACAUGCCACUACUUUGGUCUUUAUCAUUAGAAUCCUAGUAUGAGAAAGGUUUCACUCCUUCAGUAUCCAAGCCAUUUGGUUCUAAGGGGAAUGCUAAUAUGUCAAGGGGCCAAUAGUACAGAUAGACUCAUCACUAAUGUACACUAAUGAAGUCUGAAGGAUUUUUUAAGCUUUUUAGAAAAAAAAAUCUAAAAGAAUGACUGUUGAAAUAGUGGUUCAGAUGUUAAUGGAUCUGAGUUUUGCACAAUACAUCUACUAAUACACUGUCAAGUAUCACAAAACAAAAACACAGUAUUAUAAUGAAGUUUAUUCACAAUACAAUACUGUGAAAUAUAUAUAAAGGUAAUUUUAUAGUGAGUACUUUAAUGUUUUUUAUUGGAUUCUUUUCAUGAUUUUUCACUGUUCUCAAAAUAAUACUAAAUUCUAUUAUUGCCAUCUUGACAGAUGUAACAGAAAGAGAGAAACUUGUUACUAUGACAAAAUUACAACAUUGAAUAGAAUAUAGGCAAUACCUUUUUUUCCUCUAAUCUAACCUAAGCAAGGUCCGUAAGCAUGAAAAUAAUUUAAAUGGCAAUACAAGUGAUGAUGAGACCAGUGAUAAUAAACAGUCAUUUUUAUUUCGAUUUCUUUAUUUUUCUUUCAAUUUAAAAGUUUACAAUUUUUUGCGCUAUUUAUAACAACAGUAAUUUGCCUAAGUAUUUUUUCAGUGAACACUAGCAUUUGUUUUCUGUUCAAACUGCUGACAUUUUAGGCAUGCAUGCAGUCGAUAUUUUGGGGUAGCCUAUGUUUGGAAUGAGAGGAUAUAUAAUGGAAACUGAGCAUUGAAGACUUUGCGGUAGAUCUGUAUUUUGUAGCAUAUCCCUAUUCCUGAACCAAAAUAGGUCAUUGAGAAAUCUAUCAAUUCUUAUUCCUAUGCAAUAAGUAAUUUUAUUCCAAAAGGAAAAUGACCAUAUUAUAUCAUGCUGCUUAACCUCUGUGUAUGAAGAUUCUUAAUUCUUUCAAUAUUUAGAACCAUGUUAAAUAGGAAUAUAUUAAUAUGCUAUUGUAUAUUUUUCAAAAUAUGUGUGAAAAUUUAAGCCUUUUGGUUAAAUGUACAAUUUUUAUUUAAAAUAGGAAUAGAUUAUAUUUGUAGGUAUUUAUCAGAUAUAAUUAUUUUGUGCUAUCUAUGGGAUUUUAUAAUGAGUUCCAUUGUUAAGAUACAUAAUUAAUUUCUUACAAAUUAACAUAUCAACUUAAAAUAUUUAUGUUAAAGAUUAUAUUUAAUAAUAUUCACUGAAUCCUAAAGUAAAAUCUUACUUUUACUAUAAUCAAAUUAUUGAAAUUAUUUGUGCACAAGGGCUGCAGGAAUUUGGGCCAUAUAUUGUUUUAUGCAUUGUAGUCAUAACUUUUUAUUGGUUAUAUCUUAUAUAAUAAAAAGAUUACCUUCCCCUUUACAUUGCAUUUUUCCAUGAAAACAAAGAACUGCGUGUAUCAUACAAUACUGGAAACAUCCUAUCAGAUAAUACAUAUGUCUAUGCAUAUACCCAUUUUUUUUAAACCCUUACCUUCUGUCUUAGAGUCAAUACUGGGUAUUGGCUCCAAGGCAGAAGAGUGAUAAGGACUAGGCAAUGGGGGUUAAGUGACUUGCCCAGGGUCACACAGCUGGGAAGUGUCAGAGGCCAGAUUUGAACCUAGGACCUCCCAUCUCUAGGCCUGGCUUUCAAUCCAGUGAGCUACCCAGCUGCCCCCCAUAUACCCAUUUUUUAAAAGAGGCUGAACUUAGAGUGUAGAAGACCUGGGGUCAAACCUGACCUCUGGCUGUGGAACCCUGAGAAGUCAUGUUAUAUAUCUCAAGGCCUCAGGCACCUAGCUCUCUAAAGCUAUGAGCUCUAGAGCAGUUGUAGAUGGGCACUGGGAGACAGCGUGUACCUCAUUCUGAUGAAAUCUCUCUCUGGACUCCAUCCCCUUCCCCCUCACCUUCCAACCAGACUGAAAAACAUGUUUUUUUGUUAAGGCACUAAAACUAGUAUUUUUCUUCUGGCAUUUUAACUGAAGUGCCAUAAAUGUAAUUCAUGUACAUUUAAGAAUAUUGAGUUAAUUCUCCCAGUAGCCAGCCUAAAAUCUCUGCUUUUGAAAUAUUAGAAACAUGUAAAUGUCUUGGUUUAUAACAAUGUUCUAUCAGUACACAAUAUAGUGUUACCAAAUUCAAGCCAACAAUCUUCGUAGAGAUACUUUGCAUGCUGGAAUAGAGACAUUUAUAGGACACGUAAAUAAGUACUAAGAUCUUCUCUUGAAAAUAUGAGUACUUUUGAAGAUAUAGUAAUAAGAAAAUGCAAAUAUACGUCUUAAAUAAAGGCUAUGUCUAAAUGACACUAAAACCACCAGUUGAGUCAAUCAAUCAAAUGUCAUUUGUUGCGCACCUAUUAUAUAGAGUCAGACCAGUUUGUUUGACAGUCCUGUGAACAAAAAGGCUCACAUUCAUUUUUUGCCUUUCCAGUGUAUGUACUGUUUAAAAAAAGCCAAAAUUAAUGCCCACUCUAUAAAGCAUCCAAAGGGAGUUUUCAUAGCUGCAGAAGCAGACAAGUUGUAUUGUUUCAUGAAAUGUUUUGUCAAUGAUGUUACCUUCAAAGAAGUCUGUUUCUGACAAUGAUAGUCUCUUCAAAUAUGAGUUAAUCCCGCCAACAACCAGCAGUAUUGUGUCAUAACACGAUAUGGCAAGAAGGAACUGGACUGCGAUGAUUCUUUCCUUUAAAAGCCAACACUUUGAAAUUGGAACACGUGAUUUACAAAAGAAUUGAUUUGUUAAUUAUGUGCUGUAUCGAUGCCUCAUGUAGUCUGACAUCAAAGAGUUUGUCUACUGUGGAUGUAUUUCUGAUUUCUUCUGUGUGUAACUAUGUACAUGAUGUUUGCCGGUCCCUCUUGUCAUCUCUCUAAAUAGAGAUAUCAAAUUAAAAAGUAGUGCUUUUACAGUAUUUCCAUAGUUUUGCCUUAUAUAAAACUAAAUACAGUGUAACGAAUCAAA
Molecule: messenger RNA, 7771 nt
Organism: Monodelphis domestica (gray short-tailed opossum)
Lineage: Eukaryota; Metazoa; Chordata; Mammalia; Didelphimorphia; Didelphidae
Gene: STEAP2
Product: STEAP2 metalloreductase
Biological process (GO): copper ion import
Cellular component (GO): endosome; plasma membrane
Molecular function (GO): ferric-chelate reductase (NADPH) activity; cupric reductase (NADH) activity
Source: RefSeq, a predicted model, not a curated record